UGGCGGCAAGAGCGGCAGGAGCGGCGGCGGCGGCGGCAGGCUGGGUCCCUCCCCGGGAAGAUGAGGCGGAGGCCCGGGGAGCUGAGCGGGCUCAGCUGGGGCGCGUUCCUCUCAGUCGCCAGGACAAGAUGGCAGCGGCCGAGGAAGCGGCGGCAGCAGCAGCAGCAACAGCAGCCAGAGGCUGAGCCCGGCCUGGCAGGCGCUUCCUUGUAGUAGCUCUCCGGACAUGCCGAGGGCUGCGGUGGCGAAGGCGGCGGGGACUGUAGCGCUGCCCGAUCUGUGAAGGUAUGGCCUCACAAGUCUUGGUCUAUCCACCAUAUGUUUAUCAAACUCAGUCAAGUGCCUUUUGUAGUGUGAAGAAACUCAAAGUGGAGCCAAGUAAUUGUGUGUACCAUGAAAGAUCCUACCCACAGAUCUAUGUGAAUGGUAAUUUUUUUGGAAGCGCUCAGCCUCCCAGCAGGGUUGGUACUUUCUUGCAGGCUACGAACCUAUUUGACAGACCUCAAAGAGAGACUUUUUUGUUGCAGACCAGUGCUAUUGCUUUAAAAAAUAUUGCAGGUGCUACAAAAAUAUUAGCAGUGCGGGCACAGCAACCUCAAGUGGAAGCACCUUGGCCUGGGACACAAGAAAGUGAGUUGAACAUCUUGGACCGCCCCCAGCGAUGUGGACUGAAGCGUAAGAGUGAAGAGUUGGAGAAUCAGAGUGGCGCAAUGCAGAUUGUGGAUGAACUGCCUAUAUUGCCUGCAAUGUUGCAAACAAACUUGGGAAACCCAGUGACAGUUGUGACGGCUACUGCAGCUUCAAAACCAAGUGGUACCAAUGGUGAUGGGGAUUAUCAGUUAGUGCAUCAUGAGGUGUUAUGUUCUGUGAAAAAUACUUAUGAGGUUCUUGAUUUCCUUGGGCGAGGGACUUUUGGGCAAGUAGUAAAGUGCUGGAAAAGAGGGACAAAUGAAAUAGUGGCAAUCAAAAUUCUGAAGAACCAUCCAUCUUAUGCACGUCAAGGACAAAUAGAAGUGAGCAUAUUAGCAAGACUAAGUAACGAGAAUGCUGAUGAGUUUAAUUUCGUGAGAGCUUAUGAGUGCUUUCAGCAUCGCAACCAUACUUGCUUAGUUUUUGAGAUGUUGGAACAGAAUUUAUAUGACUUUCUGAAACAAAACAAAUUUAGUCCUCUUCAGCUAAAAGUAAUACGGCCUAUUCUGCAACAAGUGGCCACUGCACUGAAAAAACUAAAAAGUCUUGGUUUAAUACACGCUGACCUCAAACCAGAAAAUAUUAUGUUGGUGGAUCCUGCCCGGCAGCCUUACAGAGUUAAGGUAAUCGAUUUUGGGUCUGCUAGCCAUGUAUCCAAAACCGUCUGUUCAACAUAUCUGCAGUCUCGGUACUACAGAGCACCAGAAAUCAUAUUGGGUUUGCCAUUUUGUGAAGCCAUAGAUAUGUGGUCACUUGGCUGUGUGAUUGCCGAACUAUUCCUUGGAUGGCCACUGUAUCCAGGAGCCCUUGAAUAUGACCAGAUUCGUUACAUCUCACAAACACAAGGAUUGCCUGCAGAGCAGUUGUUGAACAUUGGAACGAAGACCACGCGAUUUUUCUGUAAAGAAGCAGAUGCAUCAUAUUCUGGUUGGAGAUUAAAGACACUGGAAGAACAUGAAGGAGAGACAGGGAUGAAAUCUAAAGAGGCCCGGAAGUACAUUUUUAACAGUUUGGAUGAUGUAGUGCAUGUGAACAUGGUAAUGGAUUUGGAAGGAAGUGACCUGUUGGCAGAGAAAGCAGACAGAAGGGAGUUUGUCAGCCUGUUGAAGAAAAUGCUGUUGAUAGAUGCUGACUUGAGGAUCACUCCAGUUGACACACUGAACCAUCCUUUCGUUACCAUGAAGCACCUCCUUGAUUUUCCUCAUAGCAACCAAGUGAAAUCCUGUUUUCAUAUAAUGGACGUUUGCAAGUACCGAAAUUCAUAUGAUACAAAUAAUCGCAAUAAAACAACACAUCUGAGGCCAGUUGCCUCCAGCGCACCAGGUCUGACAACUAAUUUUGCUAAGAUUGGCGCAGUUCGAAGUCAGACAUUAGCUGCAUCUGCCCAUUCGGUUAUGCACCAUGGAAUACCACUACAGGCAGGAACUGCUCACUUUGGUUGCAAUGAUGCUUUUCAUCAAACAUUGAUUAUAUGCCCCCCUGCUAUCCAAGGAAUUCCUGCUAAUCAUGGGAAGCCCAAUGGAUACUCUGUAAGAGUAGACAAUGCAGUGCCAUUGGUAACACAGGCCCCAACUCUACAGCCGCUCCAGAUAAGAGGAAUCCUUUCUCAGGCAUGGCCUAACAGGACUCAGCAAAUAUUGCUUCCUACAUGGCAACAAGUAACUCCUAUGGGUCCUGCUACAACACUAGCUUCUGAUUCUGUGGCUGGCCCACAGCGGCUUGGAGACUGGGGGAAGAUGAUUCCCCAUGGCAACCAUUACAACUCCGUGAUGACCCAGUCUCUCUUAACUAAUCAAAUCACUUUAUCUGCCCCUCAGCCAAUCAGUUUGGGCAUUGCACAUGUGGUCUGGCCUCAGCCCACACCUACCAAGAGAAAUAAAGCGUGCCAGAACAGGAGUAAUGUGUUACAAAAUACGAAUAUCCAAAAUUCAGCAUUUAUGUCUCCAAAGAUAAUUAAUGUGAAGGCUGGUGAGAAACUAAGUUGUGUAGAAACACAGGACAAUCAUAACUCAGAGGGGCAGGAAAGCAACUGUUGCAAACCAUCCGUCAGGCAGGAUCCUGAUUCUUCUAUUUCAAACAAACAACGCCAGGCUAUCAUCAUUGCAGAUUCCCCAAGUCCAGCAGUCAGUGUGAUUACCAUCAGCAGUGACACAGAUGAAGAAGAUGUGGCACAAAGGCAUUCACCUGCAGAAUGUAAGGGUAGCCUAGAUUGUGAGGCUUGCCAGAAUACACUGAAUAUUGACCGUGUGUGUUCAUUAAGCAGUCCGGACAGCACUUUGAGCACUAGCUCUUCUGGACAGUCCAGUCCAUCCCCUUGUAAAAGACCUAACAGUAUGUCAGAUGAUGAACAAGAAAGUGGCUGUGAUACUGUGGAUGGUUCUCCCAGUUCAGACUCUUCAGGCCAUGACAGCCCAUUCCUAGAGAAUAGUUUUGCAGAAAACACCAAUGAAAACCCAGAAAACAGAACCUCACCUAACUUGGAAGCCAAACCAGCUGUCUGCACUGUGGUGGUUCCGCCAAUGAGGAUAGAGAACAGGUUAAAUGUAGAUGAGCAAAUCACAAACACAGUUACCACCUGCCAACCACUGGUAAAACGUCGAUUUGCCCGUGUAAAAACAAACCAUCCUUCUGGCUUGGGUAAUCGUCAACGAAAAUUGACAUCAGCAUUCCAUCAGCAGCACUCAAACCUCAGUCAGGUUCAGCCCUUUGGAUCUGGGUCUCAGGAGUGGAAUGGAAACUGUGGUCAUUGGAGACAGCAGACAUACAUCCCCACUAAUGUUGCCAGUCAUGCAUUCUCCCUUCAACACGGAAGUCCCACUCAUACCUCGGUUCAUGCACAUCUGGCUGGAAGUACGCAUCUUGGAGGACAGCCUGCUAUUUUACCUUAUCCAUCCUCUGCACCCCUCAGUACAGCUGCUCCUGUCGCCCAUAUCCUAGCCUCGCCAUGUACCUCAAGACCGAUAUUACAGCAUCCCACUUACAAUAUCUGUCAUCACGGCGGCAUAGUUCACCAGGUCCCAGUGGGCAUAAAUCCCCGGCUGCUGCCUUCCCCAACUAUCCAUCAGACUCAGUACAAACCAAUUUUCCCACCGCAUUCUUACAUUGCAUCACCUGCUUACACAGGAUUUCCAUUGAGUCCAACAAAACUCAGCCAGUAUCCAUUUAUGUGAGACUCAAGUUACAGUGUGCCGGGAAGCUCAGUGAUACAUACAUCUGAUUUGAGAGGCAAACAUGGUAUUUAAUAAAUAUUAGCCAUGGCACAAUGAGAAAAAAAAAUAUUUUUUAAUCAUGUUAGACUUGGGUGCAAUUUAAACAACCUUGAGCUUUAACUCACUUUUAAUGUGUUUUUGCACAUUUGGUAUAAAUUUGUCUUUAGUCAUGUUAUCUUCUUAUAGAGUAACUCCAGACAGGUGACUUAUGGGAGUAGAAAUCCAGUUUUGCUCCUACUAUUUUUUAUAAAAUUGCCUUCUAACCUAGUGCGAGACACGUCUACGUUUGGGAAGCCAUUGAGUGUACAGAUUUAGAGCAACAGAUGCACAUGUGUCAUCAGUAUCAUGUAUGAGUAACUUGUUUGUGUUAUGUAUCUUGAUGUUCAGUGUCGAGUCACUUAUCUAAACCGAUUGAGCUGUUCUUCACAUUGCAUGUGUCCUUUGCAUGGGCAAAAAUAAAGUUGCCUAGAAAUUUGCUCUUAAAUGUUGGUGUCCUAAUAAUCUCAGCUGCAUUGUAAACUGUUCCCACACAUAGUGCCUUAAAUAUUUGAGGUUGUUAAUGUUACUAUAUUAUAAAUGUUGAGGACUGCAGCACUUAACAUUCAGAUUUGCUGAUUAUUUGAUAGCGUAAUGCGCACUCACUCUUUUCUUUUCCUUUUUUAGUUGUGUGUGGUAUGAUUUUAGUAUGGGGUGUGAUUUCUUUAUCUAGAGGGCAGCAUGUUUUGCUGUAGCUGAAUUCUGCUGUCUGAUAUUUUUCCCCAGAAUGAUCAGCUUCAAGAAAAGCAUUUUGUAGUGCUUUAGGAAAAGUUGAUUCAGUAGCUGUUGAAUUUAAAAAAACCUGUUUUAUCUGUUCAGUGAAACUACAAAACAAUCUAAGUAGUUUAUUUUCAAGGUGUUUAUGUCCAGCUGGAUUUAAUAACCUGUUUAGAGGUGCAUUAGGCAUGAUGUGGCUAGAUUAUGAAAGAAAAAAAGCAAAUGCUCAUUGAUUCAUGCUGUGGUUUCAUCUUAGCUUGAGCAAACCAUGCAGUAUUUAAUAAAUAGUAGUGGAAUAUUUACUAUUGAAGCUUGAAAAGAUGUGAGUACUUUGUGUGCAAUUUUUCAUUUAUGCAUGGGAGAGAUUUUAGCCUUUUUACAUUAUAGUAUUUGUUCUAGCCUUUUUGGGAUAUUUUCUUAUUGAAUACAUUCCGUCAGGGACAACAAAUUUCAUGCAUUUUUUUCCUAGGAAGUGCAUCUUUUCUGUGUUUUUUGUUCUUGUUCAAAUAAAUUUGCUUUUGCAGCACCAAAGACUUAAUCAUCCAUUUCCUAUAAAAGGUAGCUACUUUUUCCAUAGACCUCAAGUAUAUUGUAGUGUUAGGGAUGGGUUUAAAGGAAGGUAUUAAAGUGAGGCCGUGAUCUAGCUUAUGAGGCAAGUAAUAAAUUGUAUCAUUUAUCUUGAAUGUAUCAUAGAUAAGCUGCUAUAUAAUGAUUGCCACUUCAAAUAGCUGUGAAAUUAGGUGAUUUAACUAGUUCUUAGCCUUCUAAUUUCUGUAUAAGUCUGAUUACAUGAAAUGGAAGUAAGGGGUUGAUUUUUGUUUUGUUUGCUUUCAUAUUUGGAGUGUUGUAACUACUAUAUUGUAAAUGAUGGAAGACAGUUGCAUAUGUUAUUUUGGGGUGUGUUAUUUGCAUCAGUAUUUUAUCUCCAUUAACUAUCAUUGCAUAUAAAUGGGUGUAUCCAUGUAAUUUAAUUUUUAUGUGUUCAUAUUGACAUUGUGCAGACACUUAAACUACUUAAACUUUUUAAAACAAGCAUUUCUGGAAUACAGUUCUUGCAACAUAGACUGGAAUAGGACUCCAAAGGGUUUCUCUCAAAGCACAAUCCUAAACCUGUUUCCUUAAAAGUAAAUCCCACUGAGUUUAGUAGGGCUUACUUUUAGGAAAGUGUGCAUAGGAUUGUUGCCUCAGCAGACUAAGAGCUGAUAGUUUUCCUUUGCUCUAUUAACACAAGCAGUGUUUUAUUUAAUGAAUGUCUAAGUGAAAUAAAUGUGCCUGCAUUUGAUUUACUUUUAAGGACUGAAAUACAGCAGUAUUAGUUCAUAAAAACCAAAACCAGCAGAAUAUUUUAAUAGCUGAACAUGGAAAUAAUCCCUAACGCUUUCCAAUAACCCCUGGGCCACAAUCAGAGAGCCACACUUUUUGACUUGUUUCAAAAGCCACUCCUGUCCUAUAAAAUCACUUCUGAAAGCUUGCAAAGCUUAAAAACCAGUUUGUGAUAUGAUUUUUCUUCAAAGAAAGAAGUCCCACUGGAGAGACAUUAGCCCUUGGGCAUACUUAAAGGAGUGUUCUGGACUGCGUCUUCAGUGGUUUUUCAUAAAUAGUUUAAUGAAUUUUGUAUAAAUACAAAUGUGUGUAUGUAUAUCUCUCUUAAAAACAAUAAUAACCUGAUUAAAUUUGGAAAUUUUCCCCAGCAUAUUUAGAAAUUUACACAGAGGAAAUCAAUAAAGUAGUCAACUAGAUUUGACAUUCUCCUUCACAUUAAUGGUUCAGCAAGUUCCUGUUUUCUGUUAACUCCUUGGUGUUGAAAAUGGGGUUUCUUGGUGCUAUCUCCAUUGCUGGCAUUGGACGCACCAAGAACCAGGAAUGCCAGAAGUUAGCUUAGUUUUCCAUAAGGGUAACAACAACAAAAAUAGUUUCUCUUUAUUCACUUGGACCUUCCUUUCUCUUGAGUAUUUACUGUACUUUUAAACUGUGUUUAGGAAUCAAAGCUAAUGUCCUUGGCAUAUUAUGCCAGGUUAAACAUGAAACCUCUUCUAUCAACCUUCUGUGGCUCCUAACAUAUUGAAAAAGAGUAAAUCGUUUUUACUUUUCUUGCCACAAAGAGCACUGAACAUAAUGUGCUACUCUUGCAACCAGUUCUGUAAGGAUCACUGCAAUGAAGGCAUUUUGCCCUCUCCCAGGCUAGAGUCCAUCAUUUCACUGCAAAGCAGUUCUGUUGAUUCUGGUUUGCUGUGGAAUAACUUGGCUUGGUGGUUGUGGCUUUGAAGAAUCAAGGGUCUGUCCACACAGAACAAGACAAGGCAAAGAUUUAAAGCUGUGGUCAAAAUAAUCCCCUAUAUAUUCUAAUGCCUUUUGAAUAAAACACUGCACAACCACAAAAUUGCAUACUAUUUUUAAUUUGGGAGAUUAAUUUUUAUACCAAUUCCUCGCAUUCGGUUUCUAACUUUAAUUCAGGGUGUGUUAUUGAUCAAAUAUACUACUGUAUUAACUAAUUGUUUUGUUUAAAUUUUUAAAAUAUUCUGUAUUUACUGCUAAUUUUAACUUGGUUUGUGUUAAGUAAAAGCUAAAAAUCACACUGCAAGCUAUAGAAAGAUUUGUUUUAGAAUUAAUUAUAUAGAUUUUGUUAUUAAGUUUGAACUGUUACAGUUUGACAAUUAUUUGUAGACUUGUGGCUUUUUUGUUAUUGAUUUCUGUGCUACACUAGUUUGCCAUGUAGCAAUUGCACUGUGCAAUAUUACAAUAAGAGGACUGGGAAAAAUUUUAUGGAUGUAAUGUUUCCUACAGUUUGCGAUAGUAUUUCUCUCUAGUUCUCAGUGAUUUAAAUGUGACCAAGCCUUCUGUACUUUGUCACAAAAAGCGGGUUUUCCAGGUGACUAUUUUGGUGAGUGUCAAAAUAAGAAUUUAUGGUGUAUUACUGUCGAGAUUCACUUUGAAUUAAAAUAUAUAUUGCAGCAAAA
Molecule: messenger RNA, 7609 nt
Organism: Elgaria multicarinata webbii
Lineage: Eukaryota; Metazoa; Chordata; Lepidosauria; Squamata; Anguidae
Gene: HIPK3
Product: homeodomain interacting protein kinase 3
Exons: 16
Coding region: 288-3860 (1190 amino acids)
Biological process (GO): peptidyl-serine phosphorylation; peptidyl-threonine phosphorylation
Cellular component (GO): PML body; nucleus; cytoplasm
Molecular function (GO): ATP binding; protein tyrosine kinase activity; protein serine/threonine kinase activity
Source: RefSeq, a predicted model, not a curated record